This is a messenger RNA of Oncorhynchus tshawytscha (Chinook salmon), 921 nucleotides long. RefSeq lists its product as uncharacterized. NCBI's taxonomy places the organism in Eukaryota, Metazoa, Chordata, Actinopteri, Salmoniformes, Salmonidae. The transcript has a single exon. The coding region runs from base 1 to 921 and encodes 306 amino acids. The record is from RefSeq and is a predicted model, not a curated record.
AUGGAGUUCCCCGUCCUGUCUGUUGCCACAGCCGGUAUCCCCCACAGAGGAUGCCACAGCCGGUAUCCCCCACAGAGGUUACCACAGUCAGUAUCCCCCACAGAGGAUGCCACAGCCAGUAUCCCCCACAGAGCUUACCACAGUCAGUAUCCCCCACAAAGGAUGCCACAGCCGGUAUCCCCCACAGAGGUUACCACAGUCGGUAUCCCCCACAGAGGAUGCCACAGCCGGUAUCCCCACAGAGGUUACCACAGUCAGUAUCCCCCACAAAGGAUGCCACAGCCGGUAUCCCCCACAGAGGUUACCACAGUCGGUAUCCCCCACAGAGGAUGCCACAGCCGGUAUCCCCCACAGAGGUUACCACAGUCAGUAUCCCCCACAGAGGAUGCCACAGCCAGUAUCCCCCACAGAGCUUACCACAGUCAGUAUCCCCCACAGAGCUUACCACAGUCAGUAUCCCCCACAGAGGUUGCCACAGCCGGUAUCCCCCACAGAGGUUACCCCAGCCGGUAUCCCCCACAGAGGUUGCCACAGCCGGUAUCCCCCACAGAGGUUGCCACAGCCGGUAUCCCCUCACAGAGACUGCCACAGCCAAUAUCCCCCACUGAGGUUGCCAUAGCCGGUAUCCCCUCACAGAGACUGCCACAGCCAGUAUCCCCCACUGAGGUUGCCAUAGCCGGUAUCCCCUCACAGAGACUGCCACAGCCAGUAUCCGCCACAGAGGUUGUCACAGCCGGUAUCCCCUCACAGAGACUGCCACAGCCAGUAUCCCCCACAGAGGUUGCCACAGCCGGUAUCCCCCACAGAGGUUGCCACAGCCAGUAUCCCCUCACAGAGACUGCCACAGCCAGUAUCCCUCACAGAGGUUGCCACAGCCGGUAUCCCCUCACAGAGACUGCCACAGCCAGUAUCCCCCACUGA